AUGUCAGGAACACGGUCAAGCGAAAACAAUGACGCCGAACUCGAAGCGUGGGCGAACUGGGUCUAUCCUCCCGAGUUCUACGACAGGCUCUCCAAGAUUCAUCUGACUGAAGGGGCUCUCGCGGAACUUGAUCGCCGCAACGCCGUUGCAAAAACAAAUCCAGUAAUUGCAUCUACCCGCCAGUGUGUGACGGAAGAAGAAGACGACGUGGCUCGGUUUGCGCGGCACGGCGGUCCUGACCUUAUGGAUGUUUGCAAUUAUGGCUACACCGAAUCUCGCCUAGUGGACACACUGGACAAAACCAAGCAGCUGCACCCAGACGCAGCUACGACGACAGAGACCAAGACGACCGAGUCUACGCCUUACAGUGCCAAUUUCGAACAGCACCUGGCGGACCACGGCGUGCAUGCCACAUACAGCUCGCAGAAGCCUGCCAACUGGGCUGAGAUCCGAUCCGUUGUAACCCAGCGGCGGCCGUCGCUGUCGUCGUCGCAGUUCUCAGAGGGCGCGUUCAACAGGUUCGAGGACGAGAAUGACCGUGCCAAGAACAAAGCCGACGUGAUGGCGCACGCAAUUCCGACAAUUCUUGACUCCAACGACCGCUGUGAGCAUCGUCGGGCGGAAGGGCGCAAUGUUCUUUUCGACAAUCUCGCACCGCUCACGGACGCCACGGUUACAAACCCAAUGCCCGACGUAUACUACGGUGCCCGUCCUGAUGAUCUCGCCCGGCCGAUACGUGACGAACUUGGCCCCAAUAUUAUGCCGUCGGCCGGCCAUGACUUGCCCUUGGCGCCUAAUUUCUUUGUGGAGGUAAAAGGCCCCAACGGCAGUGGUGCGGUCGCGAAUCGGCAAGCUCGCUAUGACGGAGCCGUCGGGUCGCGUGCUUUACACCAUCUACAAAACUACGGUGAAGCGGAGCCAACGUUUGAUGGCAUGGCCUACACAUAUAGCUCGACCUACAUCAGCGGCACGGGCACACUCCAGCUCUACGCCCACCAUAGUACCGCGCCGGUGACGAAAGGAGGACAGCCGGAGCACCAUAUGAGCCGGAUUAACGCCUGGGCCAUAAAUGGCAACGCCGACAGUUUCCGCCAUGGCGUCACGGCAUUCCGAAAUGCACGAGACUUGGCCAAGCAACAUCGAGAUGGGUUUGUCCAGGCGGCAAACGGCACCGUACAGAGGGAGCAGAAGGAGCCGAAGCAAAUAUCCCAGUCUGCUCACGUCCCUACAGACGUUGGACAGUCUCAAGAACAGCCACAAGAAGACGCAGGCGAGAAACAAACAAAGCGGGCGGGCGCCAACAAGAAACCGGCUCCAGCUCUGGGAGACACUAAAAACAGACAAAUCAACCCGCCCAAGCGACGGUGCCCGACGCCGGCCGUGGAGGUGUCGGUGCGUCUCACGCGAGCCGCAAAGAGACGUCGAUGCGCUGCCGAAGUGUAA
Messenger RNA from Sporothrix brasiliensis 5110, 1443 nucleotides. RefSeq lists its product as uncharacterized. The transcript is spliced from 2 exons. NCBI's taxonomy places the organism in Eukaryota, Fungi, Ascomycota, Sordariomycetes, Ophiostomatales, Ophiostomataceae. The record is from RefSeq and is a predicted model, not a curated record. The coding region runs from base 1 to 1443 and encodes 480 amino acids.